GGCCGCGGGGCGUUGCCACGGCAGCGGGUGAGUGACAGGUGGCGGAAGCGGCGCCAUGGGCGGCUCGGCCAGUCUGCUGCCGCGGGACGCGCUGGGCGAGUACCAGGAGCUGACGUUCCUGAGCAAGCAGGAGAUCCUGCUUGCCUACAAGAGGUUCAGUGAACUGCUGCCAAAGCAGGAGCGGGAGAACGCCUGCUCCGCGCGGGUUCCCAAGAGCCACCUCCUGACACUGCCUGAGCUGCGGGCAAACCCCUUCCAGCACCGGAUCUGCCAUGUGUUCUCCACCUCGGAGGCUGGGGACAACAGCAUGUCCUUUGAAGACUUCCUUGACAUGCUGAGCGUCUUCAGUGACUCUGCCACCUUCGACAUCAAAUCCCACUAUGCCUUCCGCAUCUUUGACUUUGACGACGAUGGGACUCUGGACAGGAGGGACCUGGAGCAACUGGUGAACUGCCUGACGGGGCAGGGCGAGGAGUCCCGGCUGAGCAGGGCGGAGAUGGAGCAGCUCAUCCAAAACAUCCUGGAGGAGUCUGACAUCGACAAGGACGGCACCAUCAACCUCUCCGAGUUCCAGCAUGUCGUCUCCCGCUCCCCAGACUUUGCCAGCUCCUUCAAGAUCGUCCUGUGAGCCCCGUGGCUCACCAGCACCACUCCUCCAGUUCCUCCAGAACCACUUGUCCAGUUCCUCCAGCAUCAUUCCUCCAGUUUCUCCACCACUCCUCCAGUUCCUCCAGCGCUCCUCUGGCUCCUGCAGCUCCCUGUGGGCUCAGCCAUUUCUUCUUUCAGAGAGCACAGGCCUGGCCCCUCACUGGCCCAGCAAUGCCACAGUGCCUUGGGCAGGAGCCCUCCUGCUUUCCUCUCAGGUGCCUGGCAGUGGGGGGCCCUAGGAAUCUGCCUCUCCUGCAGCCCCUCUGUUCUCCCAGCACCAGUUUGACUCCAUAAGCAGUCUAAGGGCAGCUCUGCAGGUGGGGGAGGCUGAGCUGCUCCUGCCUGGGGCCACUCUGUGCCAGCACAGCCCCUCCCUGCCCUCAGGACCAACUCCCAAAUCCCUAAAGACCAAUUCCCAAGUUGUGCCUUCCAGCAGCAGGCAGAGAGCUGCCUCCCUCUCCAGCCUCUUCUCAGCUUCCUCAUCUUCCUGGGAGCGUCCCUGCUGCCACAUGGAUUCAUUUCUCUGAGCAGUAACCCGAACAUGGAUCCUCUGAGCA
Corapipo altera (White-ruffed manakin) is the source of this 1205-nucleotide messenger RNA. RefSeq names its product calcium and integrin-binding protein 1-like. The record is from RefSeq and is a predicted model, not a curated record. Gene Ontology annotation, molecular function: calcium ion binding. The transcript has 7 exons. Bases 56 to 628 code for a protein of 190 amino acids. NCBI's taxonomy places the organism in Eukaryota, Metazoa, Chordata, Aves, Passeriformes, Pipridae.